This is a messenger RNA of Triticum turgidum subsp. durum (durum wheat), 1359 nucleotides long. NCBI's taxonomy places the organism in Eukaryota, Viridiplantae, Streptophyta, Magnoliopsida, Poales, Poaceae. The record is from the annotation of a GenBank genome assembly.
AUGAUGAAGGACAUGAUAGCGUUGCAGCUUUUACCCUGCGUUCUCUUCCUAACGGUCUUGCUAGCCAUGUCGGCGACCAGCCACGCGGCGGCCUUGCGCCUCGACCUCACGCAUGUCGACAGCGGUCGCGGCUUCACCAAGGGCGAGCUUCUCCGCCGGAUGGCCGCUCGGUCACGCGCCCGCAUAGACAGCCGGUGGUCACCACCCGGGCGUGGCGCCAACGCCCACGCGGUGACCGCGCCGGUGGCACGUGGCACCGUCGGAAAAGAAGACUUUAACUCCGAGUACCUCAUCCACUUUAGCAUCGGCACGCCGCGCCCGCAGCGCGUGGCGCUGACGCUCGACACCGGCAGCGACCUCGUCUGGACGCAGUGCUUCUGCCAGGUCUGCUUCCCGCAGCCGUUCCCGGAGCUGGACACCUCCGCCUCCGGCACAGCCCGCGGCGUCUCCUGCUUCGACUCCCUCUGCGCGCAGGGGAGCUUCUCGCUCUCCGGGUGCGCAGUCGGCGACAACUCCUGCAUGUACACCGACUCCUACGGUGACAACUCCGUCACGACGGGGAAGCUGUACGAAGACACCUUCACCUUCCAACAGGCGCCCAACGGCAAGGCCGCCGUCGUGCCCAACCUCCGCUUUGGUUGUGGCAUGUUCAACACCGGCAUCUUCGGAUCAAACGAGUCCGGCAUCGCCGGCUUCGGGCGCGGGGCGUUGUCUCUGCCGUCGCAGCUCAAGGUCGGCAAGUUCUCCCACUGCUUCACCACCAUCGUGGAGUCCAGGCCCAGCCCCGCAUUCCUGGGCACGCCGGACAACCUUCAAGCACAGGCCACGGGGCGUCUCCAAUCCACCCCGUUGGUGCGAAACCCCGAAUCCAAUCACUACUACCUUUCGCUCAAGGGCAUCACCGUGGGCAAGACGCGGCUGCCGUUCGACGCAUCGGCGUUCGCGCUCAAGGGCGACGGCUCCGGCGGCACGAUCAUCGACUCCGGCUCGGCCCUGACGAGCGUCCCGGAGGCCGUGUACCGGAGCCUCGUGGAGGCAUUCGAGUCGCAGGUACCGCUGCCUGUCAACAAAAACAACACCGACGAGCACGAGGGCUUGUUGUGCUUCACCGCCUCGCCGAAGAAGAAGGAGAUCGCCAUGCCGAAGCUGAUCCUUCACCUAGAGGGCGCAGACUGGGACCUUCCACGGGAGAACUACGUGUUGUACACUGAGGAGGACGGGCUUUGCGUGGUGAUAGGUUCCGCGGGCGAGGACAACAGGUCGCUCAUAGGCAACUUCCAGCAGCAGAACACGCACAUCGUCUACGACCUGGAGCACAAUAUGCUGGUGUUCGUGCCUGCGCGCUGCGACAAGCUGUGA